Molecule: messenger RNA, 3177 nt
Organism: Lachancea thermotolerans CBS 6340
Lineage: Eukaryota; Fungi; Ascomycota; Saccharomycetes; Saccharomycetales; Saccharomycetaceae
Gene: RQC2
Product: Rqc2p
Exons: 1
Coding region: 1-3177 (1058 amino acids)
Biological process (GO): ribosome-associated ubiquitin-dependent protein catabolic process; rescue of stalled cytosolic ribosome
Cellular component (GO): RQC complex
Molecular function (GO): ribosomal large subunit binding; tRNA binding
Source: RefSeq, a predicted model, not a curated record
AUGAAGCAAAGAAUUAGCUCGUUAGAUCUAGAGCUUCUCUACAGAGAGCUAAAAUCGCAACUUGAGGGCUACAGAUUGUCUAACAUCUACAACAUUGCAGAAUCGAGCCGGCAGUUUUUAUUAAAAUUCAACAAGCCAGACUCAAAGCUUAAUGCUAUUAUUGACUGUGGGCUGCGUGUCCACCUGACUGAUUUCACGCGGCCCGUCCCGGCAACGCCCUCUGGAUUUGUGGUGAAAUUACGCAAACAUCUGAAAUCAAAGCGCCUUACAACAGUAAAAAGAGUGGCAAAUGAUAGAAUCCUGGUCCUUAGCUUCAAUGAUGGUCAAUUCUUUUUGGUCUUGGAAUUCUUCAGCGCGGGCAAUGUUAUCCUGUUAGACUCGGAUCGUAAGAUCAUUGUUCUGCAGAGGAUCGUCCAUGAACACGAAAACAAAGUUGGCCACAUUUACAACAUGUUCGAUGGUAGCUUCCUCGAAAACACGCGCAUUGAGCCCCCCAAGUCCAAAGUUCAUUCUGCUGACGAAGUAAACGGAUGGAUCAAGGAAGCGAAGGACUUUGCUGAUUCAUCUGUGAAGGCAAAAACCGGAAAAGGCGCAAAGGUGCUUUCCAUUCACAAGCUUUUGUUUUUACGAGAGCCUCAGCUCUCGUCAGAUCUCAUUUCUAGAAAUCUUAAAUCCAGAGGCAUUGCCCCAAAUUCGCCUUGUCUCAACUUUUUAGACAAAAUCGACGAAAUAGUUGACUUGUUGGACGCGACAGAAUCAGAAGUCAACGAGCUUCUCAGAGAUGGUUGCAAGCUUGGAUAUAUUAUUGCUAAAAAAAAUCCUCACUAUGAUAGCGAAAAAGGUGAUGCAAAUCUCGAGUUUGUUUAUGAACAGUUCCAUCCAUUUCCGCCUCAUUUGUCUGAGGACGAAAAGGGGUAUACCAAGAUAAUUGAAGUCCCUGGGCAAUACAACAAAACCGUCGAUGACUUCUUCUCUACUAUUGAAUCUUCCAAGUACGCGUUACGAAUUCAAAACCAAGAAUUCCAAGCCAAAAACAGACUGGAAAGCGCGAAGCUCGAUAACGAGAAGAGGAUACAGGCUUUAAUCGAUGUGCAAACCCAAAAUGAGGUAAGGGGACAUGCAAUAAUAGCCGCGGCAGAUCUCGUAGAAGAAGCGCAGAAUGCCAUCAAAGCGCUUGUUGAACAGCAAAUGGACUGGAAAACAAUUGAGGUUUUGAUUUCAAACGAGCAAAAAAAGAAUAAUAGGAUUGCGCGCCUAAUCAAGCUUCCGCUAGAUCUUAAAAACAAUAAAUUCACCUUGAGUCUGCCUCGCAAUGAUGAAAUAGAAAGCGAUAAUUCGGACGAAGAAGAGGACAAUCUAACUUCCUCUGAAGAUGAGACAUCUAGUUCCGACAGUUCUGAUAGUUCUUUGUCCGACUUCGAAGCUGAUGAUAAUGAUGAAGAUGAGUUAACGAGCGUUUCUAAUAUAAAAAAAGAUAGAAACGAUAACAAAAAAAAGGAGAAACCCUCGAUAGACGCAACAAUUGAUUUAACGCUAUCAGCUUAUGCCAACGCCUCCAAUUAUUUCAAUAUUAAGAAAUCUAAUGUUGAGAAGCAGAAAAAGGUGGAAAAGAAUGCGCAAAAGGCACUGAAGAAUAUCGAGCAAAGGAUAGAAAAAGAUUUGAAGAAGAAAUUGAAAGAGUCGCAUGACGUGCUCAAUAAGACCAGGAAGCCAUAUUUCUUCGAGAAAUUCCAUUGGUUCGUCUCAAGUGAAGGAUUUUUGGUGCUGAUGGGCAAAAGCGGAAUGGAAUCUGAUCAAAUAUACGGCAAGUACAUCCACGAUAAUGAUGUCUUUGUCUCUAACAGCUUCGACACGCACGUAUGGAUAAAAAACCCAGAUGAAACCGAAGUUCCGCCUAAUACGCUAAUGCAGGCGGGCAUCAUGUGCAUGUCAGCAUCUCCUGCUUGGUCCAAAAAAAUUCAAUCAUCAGCGUGGUGGUGUUUCGCCAAAGAACUUAGCAAAUUCGAUAACUAUGGUGGUGAAGUUUUGCCAGCUGGCACUUUCCGACUCAAAGACGAAAAGAAAAAGUCGUUUUUACCUCCCUCGCAGUUGGUAAUGGGAUUUGCACUUUUAUGGAAGACGAAAGACUCCGAUGAGGAAGAGGAGGAAGAUGGGGCCGAUGAUGAGGACCAGGAUGACGAAGAAGCACAAAAAGAGAAGAGCGUGUUAGACGAGGAUGCGGUGCCAGGGCAAGUACAAGGUAAAGACGAUGAACUUGAAAUUAGCAAAGACGAAAAUCGAAGAAUCGAUGAAGGAUUCGUGAUAGGAAAGAAAAUGGAGGGUGUGAAGGAGCAUCAGUCACCUACCAAGUCCACAGACUUAAAGUCCGUCAAGGAAAAAAGUGACAGCGAUGAGGUGCCAGUAACCACAGGUCUGUAUCCCAAGAUAUCAAAUUCUGACAGUGAUGUUCAGGCUGAUAAAGAGCCAAGCGAGCAGAGCGAAACCAACAACAAUUCAGAAAAUGGGAGUGCUUUCUCAGAUAAAUCAGGUUCUAACAAAGAAACCAUCAAGAAAAAUGUCCGCGGCAAAAAAGGCAAAAUGAAGAAAAUGCAAAAGAAAUAUGCGGAUCAAGACGAGGAAGAGCGGUUGAUGAGGCUUGCUGUACUAGGAACCUUGAAGGGCUCCGAGAGACAACAGCAAAAGGCUGAAGAGGAAGCGGCAAAACUAAAGGAGCGGGAACAAAAAAAAUUCAGACGCGAAAGACAGAAAAAACAGCAGUCUUUGAUGUUUGGCUCAGAGCAGAAAGUCAACGUCAACUACGCGAAGAUUUUCAGCGAAAUCAGCCCUGUUGUUGACGAUAAAAGCAAAGUUCGUGAUAUAGUUCCAGUUUACGCUCCAUGGCCUGCAUUAACAAAGUACAAGUACAAGGUUAAAGUCCAGCCUGGUAAUGCCAAGAAGACUAAGUCUUUGAACGAGAUAUUAACAUAUUUCUCUAAAAGGAAAGUUGAUGAAACGGAAAGUGAUAAAGAGCUCGACUGGCCUUGCGAGCACGAGCUCAUCAAGAAAUUGAAGGAACUAGACCUCGUUUCUAUACUAUACACAGAUAAGCUUAAGAUUACUAUCCCAGGCCAAAACGAAGUGAAGAGUAAAACCAAGGGAACUCCCAGUAGUAAAGGGAAGAAAAAGGGGAAAAAAUGA